AUGCUCAAGAAAAAGGUUUUUGAGGAUAGCGAAGAUGAAGAUGACACACAAGCUAAUCCAACGAAAAAGGAAGUUGAAUCAGGUGACAACAAAAAUUCUAUUGAUACUUUAAAAAUUGAUUUUAAGGUUGAUAUCCCUAUAUAUAAAGGAGAUGUUGAUCCUGAAAAGCUAGAUAACUGGAUAGAUACAUUAGAAACUUAUUUCACACUUUAUAAGUAUUCUAAUGUGCAAAAGAUUAAAUUUGCGAGUUUGAAACUUUCAAGCCAUGCCCUUACAUGGUGGAAGUCUUAUCAGAGACGGUAUGAUGUCUCAAAAUUGACUUGGAAGAACUUUAAGAUGCUUUUAAGAAAACAAUUCUAUCCAGUUGGCUAUGAAGAUGAAAGAUGGUAUAAGUGGCAACAUUUCAGACAAAGAUUUAGGCAGCCCGUACAAGAGUAUACAACAGAGUUCCACAACCAAGCUAUGGUUAUGGACAUCGACGUCGAUGACUACAAUGUUUUCAUGAAGUAUAUUGGAGGUUUUGCCGACUACAUAAGGAAAGAACUAAAAUUGUUCACCAUAGAUACUAUUGAAGAAGCUACUGUGAAGGCCAUUGCCAUUGAGGCGAAAAAUAAAAGAACUGACAAGAAGGAUGACAAAUUAAAACUUGUCAACAAAACUGACUGGCAGAAAAAAGGGAAGCAGAGCAAGGAAGGUCAAACACAGAAGGUCUACUGUGAUCACUGUCAAACCAGCAGACAUGCCAAAGACAAGUGUUGGAUACUCCAUCCUGAGUUGUGGCCAAAGCGAGAGAAAAACAACCAAGGGAGAAAUGACAGAAAAACCACCUUAACUGCACAAUAA
This is a messenger RNA of Prunus armeniaca (apricot), 843 nucleotides long. The record is from the annotation of a GenBank genome assembly. Lineage: Eukaryota; Viridiplantae; Streptophyta; Magnoliopsida; Rosales; Rosaceae.